UCUACCUCUUCAUUCCACAACAUAAAACGUGCUCCCCAAGUUCAUCUUUCCUCUUGUCUUGAAUCAUAUCCAAUCAGCUCUCUUCACACAGCAUAAAACCCAAUUCCAUUCUAACAAUUCACAUCACAUUCCAACAUAAUCUCCUGCAAACUCCUUACCAGAAAAAUCUCAACUUCCCCUGUUUCAUUUGCAACACUUCAAUAUUUAGUUAGUAUUGAACCCAAAAGUCUUUAUUUGGCAGUUUUGAGUUGGACAUUGAAAUCCUGGCCUGGAAAUAUGGAUCAUCCUAGUCCACAAUCUGCAGAAGGCGAUAGGAGCAUUCGGCUGCAGAUAGAGUACAAGUUGAGUGAUAAUUGGGGUUCAGGUUCCACCACCAUAUUUGAACCUCAAAGACAAGUUGACCCAAUUGAGACCAGAGACAGCAGCAAUGCAGACACUGAUUCUUCAUCAAGACCAACUAUCCAAGCCCCAGAGAAGAAACUGACUCUAUUUGCUCUUCAACUUGCAGUUCUUGAGAAAAUAGCAACUGGGCUAGGAGCCUUGGGUUUCAUCUGGGCUACCGUCGUUCUUCUUGGUGGUUAUGCAAUUAAACUAGGCACAACUGACUUCUGGUUCAUCACCAUCAUACUCUUAAUUGAAGGCGCCAGACUCUUCAGUCGCAGUCAUGAACUUGAAUGGCAGCACCAGUCUACAUGGUCGAUUAAAGAUGGCGGCGUGUAUAGUUUCUGGUCACUGGAAUCAACCUCCAGUUUCAUUGUUCGAGCCGUGAAAGGGACUCACGGGCCAGUUUCUGAAAGCCAAGGCCGAGAACUCAGAGAGAACACCGAAAGACCCAGCAAAAGGACAACACGUAUAUGGACAUCAUCAGAGGUCCCUUUGCUUCCAUAUGCAGAUUGGUUCUUUCUAUCUCGCAACAUAAGCAAGAUAUUCUAUUGGUUGCAGUUGAUAUCAGCCUUAAGUUGCAUAACUCUUUCAUUACUGAGAAUAGUUCAGUUGGACCAUGGUGACACAAUUGUAACAGACCCAGAUAUGAAGAAUCAGAGAUCAGCUCUGAAUGUCUUCUAUUGGUUGGCUUUGACUGAAGCUUUCUUGUUUCUGUUGGAGAAAGCCUACUGGGAAUGGACUGUAAUGAAUCGUAGGCUGUUGGAAGAGGUGAACCAAGAAUGCGAGUUAGGAAGCACUGGCAUGAUUUCCAUCAAAAGGUUUUUCUAUGAUGCAUUUUCAGAAUGCGUCAAUGGAAGCAUCUUUGAUGGCUUAAAGCUGGACCUGGUUUCUUUUGCUACAGGGCUCUUGGCCUCUAAUUCCAGCGAUGAGCAACUCAUUGGGGCUAGAAUUCUUCAGAAAUUCUCAACCAAUCCUCGAUUUUCUAACGACACACUUCAGAAGAUUGGGACUUCCAUAUUUGUUAUUGAGAGAUUGGUGGAGAUGCUGAACUGGAAGAACCCACAAGAAGAAGAGAUCAGGAAAGCAGCUGCAGAGAUUGUAUCCAAACUAGCUGGGAAAAAGCAGAACUCCCUUCGAGUUGCAGGGAUUCCUGGUGCAAUGGAAUCAAUAUCAUCUUUGCUUUACACCCAACGAAGCACUGAUGGUGCAGCUGAUGAAAUCUGGGAGAAGAUGACCAUCUGUGACGGAGCAAAUUACGAGUUUUCGGUGUUUAACCAUUUGGGUCUCACCAUUCUCAAGAAACUUGCACGAGACCAUGAUAACUGUGAGAAGAUUGGUAACACUAGAGGUCUCCUGCCAAAAAUUGUUGAUCUCACACAUGCUGGAGAGAGGGUACUCAGGAACAGUCAAAAUACAGAUACUCGAAUAUUAACAAUGAAACGAUCCCUGCAAUUGCUGAAGUUGCUCGCAAGAACUUCAGGUACAUCUGGGAAUCUUCUCAGGAAAGAGAUUUCAGAGAUUGUUUUCACGGUAAGCAAUAUUAGAGAAAUUCUCAAGUAUGGUGAGAAAUACCCAAUGCUUCAAAUUCUGGGAAUCGAGAUUUUAACCAGUUUGGCAUUCGAAAAUGAAGCAACAGAGAAGAUUGGAGACACAGGAGGAAUCAUAAAAGAACUGUUCCGGAUUUUCUUCGAAGAGGGAUUACCUGAAGACCAAAAUCAAGUGAGAGUUGCAGCAGGGGAAGGAAUUGCAAUGUUGGCAUUGGAGAACAAUAAGAACUGCUCUCGGAUAUUGAAUCUGGAAGUAGUACCGAAGCUUGUCGGGACACUUGAAGAUCCAGUCCUUCGCAUCCAUUCGGCGAGAAUUUUAAGAAAUUUAUGCUCCUACACUGACCACGAUUGCUUUCAACAAUUGAAGAGAGUCUCAGCUGCAGCACCUUCCGUUCUGAAGACGAUAAUGUCCGAAGAGAACAAACUACAAGAAGUAACACUUGGGCUUGCAACAAAGGUUUUCAAGUUCAUGACUCCUCGAGAAGCAAGUAUCACAUUCAAUCGAACUGGAAUCGAUGAGACCAGAUUAGCAACGAAACUCCUGCAAAUUUUAAAAUUCUAUCAAUACCCAUCAGCCAAAGUUCCUAGAAUAAGGAGGUUUGCGAUCGAGCUAGCAAUUUGGAUGAUGAAAAACAACAAAGCAACGGUUCGUACUUUCAGAGCUCUUGGAAUGGAGGAGGAGCUUGAGAAUGUGAGAGAGACCACAUCAGAAAUGGAAAGCUUCAACAUUUUCUCGGGAACAGUUGGACUAUGCAGGCACGGUGAAACGAUCCACUCCCUCGUUGAUGAUGCAUUUGUGUUGCUAGCAGAUGAGUGAUAUUACUGUCCCUGCAAAUCUAAUAAUAUUUCCCCACAUGUCAUAUUGUAUAUAAGAGAACCAUUUCUGCUUUCGUGACCACUGCGCUAGUGUGCAAGUCAAUGGGAACCGCGAAGAGGUAUCGGGACGGUUGCAGCAUGAUCUUUUCAUGUCCACUUGUGUUUUUAGGCAUAAAGUCACGUAAACGGGUAGGGUUCUUUUCUCUUCGUCUUAUUUAGGAAUAAAAUUCUUCAUUCUUUGAUUUGAUUAACUAUGAAGUAUUUGAUUGUGACAUGUGAUGAAUGUUUAAGCAAAUAAAGCGAAAUAAUUCAGCUA
Molecule: messenger RNA, 3063 nt
Organism: Macadamia integrifolia
Lineage: Eukaryota; Viridiplantae; Streptophyta; Magnoliopsida; Proteales; Proteaceae
Exons: 2
Coding region: 277-2748 (823 amino acids)
Source: RefSeq, a predicted model, not a curated record